AAGAAAUUAAAAAUAAUAAAUAAAAAUAAUUUUUUCUAAAAAAAUUAAAUAAAAAUAGAAAAAAUGAGUAUGUCAGGUUAACUCUUGGACGAAACAAAACAAGAAAAAAUAUUCAUGAGAAUAUUAAAAAGAGACGAAAACUUAUUUUGUGCAGAUUGCAACUUAAAAGCUCCGACAUGGGUUUCAUUAGAUUUUGGUGUAUUUUUAUGUAUGGCUUGUUCUGGUGCACAUAGGCAUUUAAGUAGAAAAAUAACAAGAGUUUAUUCCACUAAAAUAGAUAGAUGGAAUAUCGAAAAUGUUGAAAUUAUGGAUUAUAUUGGAAACGGGAUUGCUAAUUCUUAUUGGGAAUUUAAAUAACCUGAGGCCAAUUUAAAAAUAAGAAAAAACAUUAAAUAACCCGGCUUUAUAAGUGAUAAAUGA
Ichthyophthirius multifiliis is the source of this 420-nucleotide messenger RNA. RefSeq lists its product as hypothetical. The record is from RefSeq and is a predicted model, not a curated record. NCBI's taxonomy places the organism in Eukaryota, Ciliophora, Oligohymenophorea, Hymenostomatida. The transcript is spliced from 3 exons. Gene Ontology annotation, molecular function: GTPase activator activity.